Messenger RNA from Peromyscus californicus insignis, 2623 nucleotides. Its product is annotated as olfactory receptor 10. The transcript has a single exon. NCBI's taxonomy places the organism in Eukaryota, Metazoa, Chordata, Mammalia, Rodentia, Cricetidae. Gene Ontology annotation, molecular function: G protein-coupled receptor activity; olfactory receptor activity. Gene Ontology annotation, cellular component: membrane. Bases 24 to 959 code for a protein of 311 amino acids. The record is from RefSeq and is a predicted model, not a curated record. Gene Ontology annotation, biological process: G protein-coupled receptor signaling pathway.
AGUACUUGUUCCUGCCCAAAGCUAUGGGAAGCUUCAACACCAGCUUGGGAGGAGGCUUCAUUUUGGUGGGCUUCUCAGACUGGCCUCAACUAGAAAUCAUCUUCUUUAUUUAUAUUUUGAUUUUCUACUCCUUCACUCUCUUUGGCAACACCGCCAUCAUUGCUCUCUCCCAAAUGGACCUUCGAUUACACACUCCCAUGUACUUCUUCCUCUCCCACCUCUCCUUCCUGGACCUCUGCUUCACCACCAGCACUGUGCCCCAGCUCCUGAUCAACCUUCAUGGACUUGACAGGACCAUCAGCUAUGGAGGGUGUGUGGCCCAGCUGUUUAUAUUUCUCGCUCUGGGCUCCACAGAGAGUUUGCUCCUGGUGGUGAUGGCCUUUGACCGCUAUGCUGCUGUGUGUCCUCCCCUGCACUACACGAUCAUCAUGCACCCCCUUCUCUGCCAGGCAUUGGCGAUUGUCUCCUGGGUGGGAGGCCUCAUGAACUCUCUGAUCCAGACAAGCCUCAUGAUGACCAUGCCCCUCUGUGGCCAUCGACUGAAUCACUUCUUCUGUGAGAUGCCUGUGUUCCUCAAGUUGGCCUGUGAAGACACAGAAGGAACAGAGGCCAAGAUGUUUGUGGCCAGAGUGGUGAUUGUUGCAAUUCCAGCUGUGCUCAUCUUGGGCUCCUAUGCACAGAUUGCCAGGGCAGUGCUGAAGGUCAAGUCAACAGCUGGUCGCAGAAAGGCUAUUGGGACCUGUGGUUCCCACCUCCUGGUAGUUUCUCUGUUUUAUGGCUCAGCCACCUACACAUACUUACAGCCCAAGGACAGCUAUUCUGAGAGCAAGGGGAAGUUUGUUGCUCUUUUUUAUACUAUCAUCACCCCCAUGCUCAACCCUCUGAUUUAUACCCUGAGGAACAAGGAUGUGAAGGGGGCUCUGUGGAGGGUGCUAGGGAGAGGAACAGCCACAGGAUAGGAAAGAACAUUUGAGCAGUGAAAAGCUUUAUAUUCUGUCAGUCCAGAGGGUUUCAGUGGGAGAGGGGAGUUGAAUGUCAAUGCAAGUACAAUUAAUUAUGUACAUUCAUGUGACUGUCAAAGCAUAUAAAAAUAGAAAAACAAAAACAGAAACAGUCUUGGGCUGGCAAGAUGGGUCAGCAGGUAAAGGAUUUGCUGCCAAGGAUUGGAGUUUGAUGCCUGAAUUCCAUAUGGUGGAAAAGAUAGUCAAGACCUCUGACCUCCCUAUACGUGUGUGUGUGUGUGUGUGUGUGUGUGUGUGUGUGUGUGUGUGUGUGUGUGUGUACAAUAAAUCAAUAAACAUAAUAAAAUUAAAAUAAAAGAAAACAGUCCCCAGGAGGCAUCAGAACUUUAAUACCAGCCUUGUUUGGAAGUUGGAGUGCGGAUCUGCUCUCCGAGUUACUCUCUCUCAUCACUGCUCAGCAAGGAUAAAUGUGAAUUCAGAAACAACUUUCCAUAGGAGGAGACUGGGAGAGGUUGACUGUGAGCACCUGUGGAAAUGGGCUGGGUUCUUGGCAGGGAAGAGUACUGUGAACACUUGUGGGAACUGGAUUGGUUCUUGGCAAGUCUGAAUGUCAUCGGAUUUAUAAUUCUGAGUUGCAACACUCCAAGUCAGAUGUGGUGUCAUACAGUGGACACUGUGACCCAAGGGUUCACUCUGAUUUUCUAUCCAUUUUGUGUUUUCAUUUUAAUUUAAUAUCCAUACAUUGAUCAUAUCCACCCACAGGUCUUUCUUCCAAUUUCUAUCCUUUCCCUCAACACCACUUUUGUCUCCCAACUUCAUGCCUUUUAAAAAAAUACAUGGGAUCUAUGUAGGGCCACCUGCAUUUGCAUGGAUGUGGAGCAUCAGGUCUAAGUGGGGCCUCAACAUCACACCAUUUUCCUGAUGUAUUGUGACCCUAUCUGGCUUCAGUCAUAACUCGGGGUCUUUUGUAAAGGCCUCUUAUGCUAGUGCUUACCAUUCCUAGCUUGGAAUAAACAAGCUGAUGAUGAGCAGAGCUGCUUUGUGUAGUGUGUGAAAUUCAGACAUGGGUUCAUUUACCCUCUUGGAGAAAAAGGCAGAAUCAUUUAUUACACACGCUGCUACAAAGCAAGGCAAGAAAGAUCUCCUAGCAUAACCCUGAGUAUCUAUCAUGCCAACUGGCAGCGUUCCUCUCCUGUUAGAUAGAGGUGAGGAUAGGGAAAAUGAUUAUACACAUAAUAAACUAAGGAAAAUUCAAAGAAAUCUAAACUUAUAUAUGUCCUGAUGCAAAAAUUUAUAUAGAAUAAAAUCUAUAUUUGUGAAAAAAUUAUUAAUGGAAAUUUAAAAGAAGCAAGGGAAGAGGCUACUAUUUAUUGUGUGACCAGCUGUGUGAAAGUUGAUUUGGGGCUCCACUUCACUUCUCUUCAUCUCUCUUUUAUUUGACUAUCAGUCUUCUAUCACUAUUGUUUACUUCCAUGUAUUUAAAUGGUGGUUUGGUGUUUACAAGUGCAGGGAUCUUUGUUGAUAGACUUUUGAAAGUAUGGUAAAUUUUGUGUUAACUGAAUCAUGUUUUAUUAUAAUUUUCCACUGAUUUUGCUUAUGUUUGCAACUCAUUUUGCUAACCAUGUCAUUAAUCCUUUCUCAGUAUUGCCAAAGUUGUUAUA